AUGCUAUCUAGGAGGUUGGCUAAAUGGAUGCUUUUACUGUCAAAAUACAUGAUCACUUAUGAACUGGCAAAAGAAGUAAAGGGACAAGCAGUGACAGAUUUCUUAACAGCCCACCCUGUACCGGAUAAUGAAAUGAUCAGUGAUGACUUUUCGGACGAGCAGGUAAUGAUGACAGAAUUGCCUGAAGAGAGGAAUGGAGAAAUUAUGCCAGAAGUUCGUAUCCAGCAUUCAUUCUUGACACCCUACUAUCCGCUGGCUAAUGGGCUGGCUGAAGCAUUCAAUAAGAUGAUUGUGAAGAUAUUUAAGAAAAUAGUUGUAGGAAGUAAGCGUGAUUGGGAUGAGAAGUUGCAAGAAGCCCUAUGGGCCUAUCAAACUACUCAUCGUAUUGCUACGAAAGCAACGCCAUAUUCUUUGUUUUAUGGAGUUGACUACGAAAAGAGCAUCACGUGCACCCAAGUGGGCAGUGACCUAUGUCGUCUGUACAGCUUCAGGCAGCGUCAUGUGGGCAGCCAGAGAGCACCCCCUCGUGAAUGGGUCUGA
Messenger RNA from Magnolia sinica, 540 nucleotides. RefSeq lists its product as uncharacterized. The record is from RefSeq and is a predicted model, not a curated record. Lineage: Eukaryota; Viridiplantae; Streptophyta; Magnoliopsida; Magnoliales; Magnoliaceae. Gene Ontology annotation, biological process: DNA integration. Gene Ontology annotation, molecular function: nucleic acid binding. The transcript is spliced from 2 exons. The coding region runs from base 1 to 540 and encodes 179 amino acids.